CCUUGUCACCUUGGUCACCUGAGACCUGAAGGAGCAGGAACUGACAGCUGGCUAACAGUACACUUGUGCAGGGAGAGAAGAAGCAAACUGAAGUAUGACAUUCCGAAGAAUGUUUUCAGAGUUAAACUCUACUUCUGAUGAAGACCUAGAGUGUUCUUUUCUUCUGUGAAACAUCCUGACUGAGCACCAGCUCCCCUGAAACCCUGGAGCCCAUGGCACCCUCCCUUUCCACAGGGCCUGACAGGGCCACUGUGCUCCUAGAGAUGGCAGUCGUCAGGACAUUGCCAGCUCCCUCUUCACAGUACCUCCUGAUACCAACCUGGUUGCUUUGCAUUCAGAACAGAACCAAGUUGUCUGUCAGUCCUAAGUUCCUAAGUUCCUGAGUUGCAGGUAUUGAUUUCUGACUUUGGAAGAUGGAUGAAGGUGCAGAAAUCUCGAGUGAUGGAAAUUCCUUGAUCAAAGCCGUCCAUCAGAGCCGGCUUCGUCUCACGAGACUUUUACUGGAAGGUGGUGCCUACAUUAAUGAAAGCAAUGACCGUGGAGAAACACCUCUAAUGAUUGCUUGUAAGACCAAACACGUUGACCACCAGAGUGUCAGUAAAGCCAAAAUGAUUAAAUACCUGUUAGAAAACAAUGCCGAUCCCAACAUACAAGACAAAUCUGGGAAAACCGCUUUGAUGCAUGCUUGCUUGGAAAAAGCAGGUCCUGAAGUUAUUUCUUUGCUCCUCCAGAGCGGAGCUGACCUCAGUUUGCAAGACCACUCCGGUCACUCAGCUCUCGUGUACGCCAUAAAUUCAGAAGACAGAGAGACCCUGAACGUUCUACUCAGUGCUUGUAAGGCGAAAGGGAAAGAGGUCAUCAUCAUCACGACAGCGAAAUCGCCCUCUGGGAAGCACACGACCAAACAGUACUUAAAUGUGCCUCCUGCAGAAAUAGAUAGGUGUCUUUCCCCCGACACCUGCACCACUCCUUCAGGAAUCGACAUCACAACAGCCUCGCUGCCACUGUCACAUUCUUUGGAAACUGAACUGACACUUUUUGACUUUAAAAAUCCUGAGCCUUUGGGAAGCAGCAAUGAUGCCCGGGACCCAGGUUCCCCUAUGCAGAUGCCUACUACUGCCCCUGGUGGACCGAGGCUGUCCCAGGCACCCCCCUGGAUCAAGAGUGCCCCAUCACUGAUGCACCAGAACAGAGUGGCCUCCUUGCAAGAGGAGCCCCAGGACAUCACUCCAGAGGAAGAAUUAUCCUAUAGAACCAAUGGUCUGGCCCUCUCGAAGCGAUUCAUCACGAGGCACCAAAGCAUCGACGUGAAAGACACAGCCCAUCUGCUGAGAGCCUUUGAUCAGGCCAGCUCCAGGAAAAUGUCAUAUGAUGAAAUAAAUUACCAGUCUCUUUUUUCAGAAGGAAAUCAGCAGUGCAUUGAAAUCCCUGCUGACCAGGACCCAGACUCUAGCCAGACAGCAUUCGCUUCCACCUUAAAAAGCAUAGUUCAGAAGAGAAACUCAGGGGCCAAUCACUACAGCUCUGACUCACAGCUCUCAGCUGGCCCUGUCCCUUCAAACUUGGAAGAUGGCAAAGCACUUACAGGAAAGAGAAAGAUCCUCUCGCCAGCUCCUGUCCAACUGUCGGGGCCCAAAGAAUUUCUGGAGAACAUCCCCCCAGGUCCCCUGAGCAGGAGGAGCCAUGCCGUUCUAGAAAGGCGUGGCUCAGGGGCUUCCUCAUUUGAUCACAGUGUCACACAGACCAGACCAGGGUUUCUGCCACCCUUACAUGUAAGUCCUCACCCUCCUGUCGCUGAUGUCAACGUCAACAAGAUCUGCAGCCUUCUUUCUUGUGGCCAAAAAGUGCUGGUGCCCACAGUUCCUGUUUUCCCUAAAGAAUUCAAGAGUAAGAAAAUGUUGUUAAGGAGACAAUCAUUGCAAACAGAACAAAUUAAACAAUUAGUAAACUUUUAAGACAUGAGUGUAAAACACAUUUUCUUCAAAUGUGUAUAUCCGAGAACUAGAGAAGAAAUCUUAAAUGUUCAUAC
Carlito syrichta (Philippine tarsier) is the source of this 2029-nucleotide messenger RNA. RefSeq names its product ankyrin repeat domain 34B (gene ANKRD34B). The coding region runs from base 414 to 1955 and encodes 513 amino acids. The record is from RefSeq and is a predicted model, not a curated record. Gene Ontology annotation, molecular function: protein binding. Lineage: Eukaryota; Metazoa; Chordata; Mammalia; Primates; Tarsiidae. The transcript has 5 exons.